Messenger RNA from Trichoplax adhaerens, 924 nucleotides. RefSeq lists its product as uncharacterized. The transcript is spliced from 8 exons. The record is from RefSeq and is a predicted model, not a curated record. NCBI's taxonomy places the organism in Eukaryota, Metazoa, Placozoa, Uniplacotomia, Trichoplacea, Trichoplacidae. Gene Ontology annotation, cellular component: methylosome. Gene Ontology annotation, molecular function: protein binding. The coding region runs from base 1 to 924 and encodes 307 amino acids.
AUGUCUACGCAAAAUAUACUUGGAUUCCAAUAUGAGGCUUUAUGCCAUCGGAAAGACGGAUGCCUCGCUGUUCUAGGAUCAACUCUUAGCAGCUCGAGAUGGACUGGGUGCAUUCAAGUAUAUCCCAACACCGUGUCCACUUCAACUGAAACGACAGAAUAUACAGCAGUCUCAUUUUGUGAGAACAGCAGUGCCGAUAUGACAUGGUUUGAUGAAGAUAAUCUUCUUGUCGGAUCUGACAAUGGAGAAUUGGUCGUAUGGCUAAUGUUAGACGAUGAUUGUAGUGCUAUGAAAAGAACUACCUCCUUUUUAGAACACAAUAACUUAAUAUCAUCUCUGGAUGUCAACCGUAAUAAAAUUGCUGCAAGUGGAUCAUCUGAUAAAUCUAUCAAAUUAUGGGAUAUUGCUAAAGAGACAUCGAUUGCUACACUUCAUAAUGGAUCAAUAGCGGUAUCUGAUAUGAGAGAAUCAUCAACAAGUUAUGCAUUAGGCAUGAAGCUUGGUUUAGCUGCGACUGCUGUUACUAAUUGCUCUAAUGUUAAUGGCUCGCAAUUUGCAAUUGGAUUCGAAAAUGGUAGUAUUUCUUUAUUUGAUAUUCGGCAAGCUAAUGAGAUAGUUACUUCAACGAAUUGCGUUCAUAAACGCUGGAUCACUAGACUCUUAUUUUACAAGGAUAGGCAUCAGGUGAUUGUUCUUUAUAAUUCUGAAAUUAGUAAAAUUAUAUCGGCGUCCGAUGAUUGUUCAGUAUCUGUCAUUGAUAUCAAUACAAGCGGAUUAAUGAAUAUAGUUUAUAAAGAUUAUCGUCACAAUGACUUUGCCAAGGGAUUAUCGUGCUUGCCUGAAAAAAAUUCUUUUAUGUCUUGCGGCUGGGAUUCUCAAAUUAUUGUCCAUUAUGAACACAUGUUUACAAAUUGUUCAACCUGA